Molecule: messenger RNA, 213 nt
Organism: Rotaria sp. Silwood1
Lineage: Eukaryota; Metazoa; Rotifera; Eurotatoria; Philodinida; Philodinidae
Source: the annotation of a GenBank genome assembly
AUGAAUUCAUUCAUGUCAUCUGGUACACCACCUAUUGAUAAUCAAGUAAAAUCCACUGAUCAACUUCGAAAACAUUUAAAUACAAUAUUUCUCAAUGACUUCUCAGCAGAUUGUGAUCCAAAACAAAUGAAAGCAAUGCGGGACUCCAUGGGAUUUGAAGAACAUCCUAAUCGUUUCGAAAUUUCUUUACUUAAAGUGAGUGAACAAGUAUAA